Effrenium voratum is the source of this 306-nucleotide messenger RNA. The record is from the annotation of a GenBank genome assembly. NCBI's taxonomy places the organism in Eukaryota, Dinophyceae, Suessiales, Symbiodiniaceae.
AUGAUCCGAGUGAAGAAGGAGGUGACGGCCAUCGAGGAGACUUGGACGGGACGGCUGGACAGCUUACGAGCAUCUCAAGAUUCUUUGCAGACCGCCUUGAAGAGUGUCGAGGAGGAGACGGUUUGGCAACGGCAGCUGGCGGGCCUGCGGGCGGAGCUGUCCCAGGAGGUCCAGGAAGCCACCGCCGAGCUGUCCAAGAACAUCGUGGCCUGCCAGGGCCGAUUAAGCUCCGCCCGCCUGGACACGCACGACAAGAUGCAGGCUCUGGAAGAAAGGCCCGGGCACCCGGUGCUUCCAUCCGCUUAG